AUGGUCUCAGCGCGUAGCCUAUCCCAACACCUGACUGCGCAUCCUGUUCCACGAUCUCAGCGCGUAAUCUAUCCUAUGGUCUCAGCGCGUAGCCUAUCCCAACACCUGACUGCGCAUCCUGUUCCACGAUCUCAGCGCGUAAUCUAUCCUAUGGUCUCAGCGCGUAGCCUAUCCCAACACCUGACUGCGCAUCCUGUUCCACGAUCUCAGCGCCGCGUAGCCUAUCCCCAACACCUGACUGCGCAUCCUGUUCCACGAUCUCAGCGCGUAAUCUAUCCCAUGGUCUCAGCGCGUAGCCUAUCCCAACACCUGACUGCGCAUCCUGUUCCACGAUCUCAGCGCGUAUCCUCCUAUGGUCUCAGCGCCUCAGCGAAUAACUUUUCUCAGCGUGUAACCUUUCACAUUGUUUUAGUGCGUAACCUAUCUCAUGAUCUCGGCACCAAAUCUAUCUCACGGUCUCGUCGCGGCGAACCUAUCUCACGAUGUCGGCACGAAAUUCAACUCACGGUCUCGUCGCGUAAACUGUCCCACGAUCUCAGGCGAACCUAUCUCACGAUGUCGGCACGAAAUCUAACUCACGCUCCUCGCGAAACUCCCACGAUCAGUGCAUUACCAAUCCCAUGGUCUUUGUUCCUAUCCUCUACCACGAUCUCAGCGCUGCGUAACCUAUCUCAUGAUCUCGGCACCAAAUCUAUCUCACGGUCUCGUCGCGUACCCCACGAUGUCAGUGCCAACUUGUACCAAGAUCUCAGCGAAGAUGAAAGUCUCAUGCGUAACCUAUCUCGCGAUGUCGGCACGAAAUCUAUCUCACGGCCUCGUCGCUUAAGCUGUCCCACGAUCUCAGCGCGUUACCUAUCCCAUGGUCUUUGUGCCUAA
Acanthosepion pharaonis is the source of this 876-nucleotide messenger RNA. The record is from the annotation of a GenBank genome assembly. NCBI's taxonomy places the organism in Eukaryota, Metazoa, Mollusca, Cephalopoda, Sepiida, Sepiidae.